This is a messenger RNA of Pangasianodon hypophthalmus (striped catfish), 3865 nucleotides long. RefSeq names its product chloride channel, voltage-sensitive 1a (gene clcn1a). The coding region runs from base 95 to 3058 and encodes 987 amino acids. Gene Ontology annotation, molecular function: voltage-gated chloride channel activity. Lineage: Eukaryota; Metazoa; Chordata; Actinopteri; Siluriformes; Pangasiidae. Gene Ontology annotation, biological process: chloride transport; transmembrane transport. The transcript is spliced from 23 exons. Gene Ontology annotation, cellular component: membrane. The record is from RefSeq and is a predicted model, not a curated record.
AAAAGUGCACUCACUCUCCCUCAGACUGUACCACUCAGGGUGGGAAUGCUGAGACAGACACACAGUUUAUUUUUGGGUCAGUGACAGUGUGUCAAUGGCCGCAGAUGCUUCGCAAAGGAAGGCUCUGAGAUACCAACAGACCCUGCUGUAUGGGGAGUACAGGGAACAGCCCGGAGGGUCUUGUGAACGACAGGCCGGUCGCCUACUGACAGAGAUUCAGGCGAAGAAAAAGCAUCAUCAUGGACAACAGCAGCAUGGUCUUCACAGACACCAUCGGCACAGUCACAGCCGACACCACAUGGAACCGGACACAGGACAUGAUAGAAAAGAAUCAGAGAACAGGCACACAUCCUCCCUGAAGAAACAACCCUCCUACUCCAAGUACAAAGACUGUUUGGCUCGUGUACAGAAGUUCCUAGUAACUAAAUUGGGAGAAGACUGGGUCUUUCUAGUGCUCCUGGGUAUCACCAUGGCAUUAGUCAGUUGGACCAUGGACUAUGCCAGUGCCAAGAGCCUCCAAGCUUAUAAGUGGAUGUUUGGAAAGCUGAGGGGAAAUGUUCCAUUGCAGUACUUGGUCUGGAUCGCCUAUCCAAUGGUGCUCAUCUUGUUCGCCUCCUUCUUCUGCAAUCUGGUUGCUCCACAAGCCAUCGGUUCUGGUAUCCCUGAGAUGAAAACAAUCCUGAGAGGAGUUGUGUUGAAAGAGUACCUCACAUUUAAAGCGUUUGCAGCAAAAGUAAUUGGUCUUACUGCUGGAUUAGGAAGCGGAAUGCCAGUAGGCAAAGAGGGUCCUUUUGUACACAUAGCCAGCAUUUGUGCUGCUGUGCUCAGCAGGUUUAUGGCCUUUUUUUCUGGGGUCUAUCAGAGCCCAUAUUGCUACACAGAUAUUCUCACAGUUGGGUGUGCUGUGGGGGUAGGCUGCUGUUUUGGCACUCCACUUGGAGGAGUGCUGUUCAGCAUUGAGGUUACAUCAACGUUUUUUGCAGUGAGGAACUAUUGGAGGGGGUACUUUGCCGCCACAUUUAGUGCCUUCAUAUUCCGGGUGCUUUCAGUGUUCAAUAAAGACGCAGUCACCAUCACUGCUCUGUUCCGCACCAAGUUCCGCAUGGACUUUCCCUUUGACCUGCAGGAGCUGCCAGCAUUCGCCAUCAUUGGCAUUUGUUGUGGGUUUCUUGGAGCUUUCUUUGUCUACUUGAACCGGCAGGUUGUCCUCUUCAUGAGAAGACCCAACUCCUUUACACGGUUUCUUACCAAACACCGACUAAUUUACCCAAGUGUUGUAACUUUUGUAAUCGCAACGCUGACAUUCCCACCAGGAUUUGGACAGUUCAUGGCAGGAGAGCUAAUGCCCAGAGAGGCUAUAAACUCUCUGUUUGAUAACUUCACCUGGACCAAAAUAUGGGGUGCUCCUGCUCCACCUGGUCUGGCACGAUCUUCUACCUGGCUUCAUCCGGAUGUCAAUGUAUUUAUCAUACUACUUCUCUUCUUCAUCAUGAAGUUCUGGAUGUCAGCUGUUUCAACAACAAUGCCCAUCCCCUCUGGAGCAUUCAUGCCUGUGUUUGUGCUUGGUGCAGCAUUUGGUCGUCUAGUGGGGGAGAUCAUGGCCACCCUAUUUCCUCAUGGCAUUCUAUUUGAUGGCAUCCUCUACCGGAUCAUUCCUGGAGGGUAUGCUGUCAUUGGUGCAGCAGCAAUGACAGGGGCUGUCACUCAUACAGUCUCUACUGCUGUGAUUUGUUUUGAGCUGACUGGUCAGAUCUCCCACAUUCUUCCCAUGAUGGUAGCAGUUAUCCUGGCCAACAUGGUGGCACAAGGACUUCAACCCUCACUUUACGACUCCAUCAUCCAGGUCAAGAAGUUGCCAUACCUCCCAGAGCUAGGCUUUGGUCAUAUCAGUCAAUAUAACAUCUUUGUUGAAGACAUCAUGGUGAGAAAAGUGAAAUAUCUGUGCUCACAGUCCACGUACAGAGAAGUGCUACAUCUACUGGAGUCCACAUCCCUCAAAAAUUUCCCUCUGGUGGACUCAAAAGAAUCAAUGAUCCUCUUGGGAAGCAUUGAGCGGUCUGAGCUUCUUGCCCUCUGUGAUUGGUGGCUAUCAGCAGAGCGGCGGAUCCUGACACAGGGAGUAGGUUUGCAAGGCAAAGGGUUAUAUGCCAGCUGGGAAUCCAUUGCCUUUGCAGAUGAAGAAGGAGAAGACAGUGGUGGUGAAAAGAGCAUACCGAUGCUGGAAGAAAGGAAUGGCCCUUUACCUCCACCCAAACAGCCAGAGCCCACCACAAAUUGUACCCCUCCUGCUAAAGGUCCCCUCCAGUCUUUCAGGAGAACUUUACAUAACCUUUUCUCCUCCUCUUCAGAAAGACAGGCAGAGGUGCAGUCAAAGGAGCCAACUCCUCCUCAACUCACUGAUACAAUGACACCUGAAGAGGUUAAAGCAUGGGAGGAGUCAGAGAUGGACAAGCCACUGGAACUUGAGAGGGUGAGGAUAGACCCAUCUCCUUUUCAGCUGGUGGAGAGAACGUCGCUACACAGGACUCAUACAUUGUUCUCCUUACUGGGCCUCAGUAAUGCCUAUGUAACCAGCAUAGGCAAGUUAGUAGGAGUUGUAGCACUGAAAGAGCUUCAGAAAGCCAUCGAAGGCUCAACACGGAGUGGUGUCCGCUUGCGUCCCCCACUGGCCAGUUUCCGUGACACCAUCCGUAAGUACUCCAAGACGACCCAGGCCUCCUCGGCCUCAAUUUCCCCAAUGUCUUCCUCCGCCCCUGACUCCCACCAUCGUUCAUCCCAAGUGGUCCCCCCAGUUCCCCUGGCCCCUGUCAAACAGCAGGAGGAGGCAGAAGUGUGGAUUGAAGGCGAAAAGCAAGAGACAGUGGUAAACACCAGCAGCUCCAUGACAGGAAGCAGCAGCCCUAAGAUAGGAAGUAGUAUCAGCAAUGCAGGAAGUCCCAACGGCAGCCCAUCUCAAACUCCUUCCUCUCAUCCCACUCUAUCACUCUCAACCGUGAAACCUGCCCCUGAGGACAAAAGAGAUGGUGAUCAAGAAAGUGAUGACGAGGAACCCCUUUAAGAGCUGUGUUUCUAAUCUGUUUGUUUUCCCUUUAUUGUAAUUUUAUAUAUUAUAUUUUUGUGUUUUUAUGCCCUCUCAUGUGAUAUUGCCUUUGGAUUUUAGCUAGUCAUAAUCCUAUGUGUCUGUGGAAAACUGCUGACAGUAGUUUUGGUGGUUCAAGAGUUAAGCAGUGUAAUUACUUGGUUAGCCAGUGUUGAUUUUCUGGUUUCCAUGUUGAAUGUUUUUUUUUUUUUUUUUUUUUUUUUUUUUAGAAGUCACUUUUAUAAGAUAAUAAUUUAUAGGGCUCUAUAAAUCCACUCCACGGUAUCAAAUUAACAUGAGUAAAAAAAGAAACUCAAAAGCAUUUGGUGCAGAUAUCAAAUAGACAGUACUUAUAGUAACUCUGUGGAACAUAGCAAUGUCCCUUUAGUUCGACAUGGAAUGGUGUCCACUUGUGUCCCCCUCUGGCCAGUUUCUAUGACACCAUCCAUAACCAGCAAGCCAGCUGAGGCCUCCUCUGCCCCAUCUUUACCCAUGUCCUCCACUUCUACCAUAGAACGAUCCAGUGUUUCCCUAAGUAUUCUGCUGCAUUGGACUUACCUCGUCGGUGCAGUCAGCAUAUGAAGUGGAAAAAACAUAGACGCCUCCUGUUCAUCUUUUAUUAGGAACAAGCUAGCCAGCUAACUGUGUUGAGUGAUGUAUAUUUACCUCCUCAAACAGCGAUCUGUACAAUCCGUGUUAUAGAUUUAACAAGCAAAUAUGUGUGUAUGUUGAUUGAUCUAAAGCAAAUACUUGUAUCUACAGUAUAACUCAUUUUAAAGGUAAGAA